AAGAGCUUUGCCAGAAGAAGCAAUGGGGAUUACCUAAGUAUUCUGCCAUGAAAGAUGGCCCUGACCAUACUCCUUCCUUCAAGUCAAAUGUUAUUGUCAAUGGCCUCUCCUUUGAUUCUCAUUUUCCUUCUAGUUCCUCUAAGCUAUCUCAAAAUGAAGCAGCCAAACUGCUAUCCUCCACUUCACUUCUUCACCUCCAAAUGUGCAAUGUCAGUACAAAAGCCAGCUGGAGGACUUUGCUCACUGGAAAGAUUUUGAAUUGCCAUUUUACUCGAGCACAACUGAGGGACCAUCUGAUGCUCUUUGCUUCAAGGCUACAGUCCCAGGAAUAUCAUAGAACCAGAGUGUUUCUUUUUUGGAUUAGAACGACUUACCUUCCUUCAGAAAUGUUUGCAAUGAGUAAAAGAAGCACACAGUAUUUUUCUGCUACGAUGUUAACCAACGAAUCUCUCAAGUCUGAUAUGCAACAAAAUGUCAAACACGGUGAUGAAUCCUUGUUGUCUUCUAUCAUUAUACAUGAAGAAUAUUCUGCAGAAAGUAAUGAAGUAGUAAAUCUGGAAGAAACAAUAGCAGCCAGUCUCAAGAUUGGCCCUGAAGAUUCCAUGCUGUCACAUUCAUCAGUAUCCUAUAUGCAGAGAAUAUGUGAAACUGCUCCUACCCUAUUCAAAGAAGGCUCAAUGUCUUCUGAUAUCGCGACAAUGGAAAGCGAUUCCCAUCUCUUAAGUUCAAAUACAAACAUGGGAAAGCCUGAAGCUCCAGAGAGUUACUUGCUUUGUGAAAGGGUCAGGAUGUAUCCAAGUUAUCCCAACAUUGAUUUCCCGAAGGGCAUUACAGUGCUGCCAAUUACAGAUAACAUAUGGGUAGCUGUGAAUUUGGAGUUUCCAAAUGAGCAAGGUCACUAAUUUUGUGCAGCUGCUUGUAUGACUUUCUCCCUAAACAAUCAAUUCAACCAUCUAGUUCUGGUUUAUUCUGAUUCAGCACUUCUUCCAUAGUUGCUGAAAAUAACUAAAGUGACUUUCAAAUGAUGGUUCUACAAUUUAAUUACAAAAUUAGGGCUCAGAAGUACCAAAAUGUGUUAUUGCUAUCUCAUGAAUUCAUGAUUAUGCAGACCUUGUUUCCACUGCUAAAUUAUAAUUUGUACUUUCAGAAUAGGCU
Messenger RNA from Ricinus communis (castor bean), 1155 nucleotides. RefSeq lists its product as uncharacterized. The transcript is spliced from 4 exons. Lineage: Eukaryota; Viridiplantae; Streptophyta; Magnoliopsida; Malpighiales; Euphorbiaceae. The coding region runs from base 48 to 902 and encodes 284 amino acids. The record is from RefSeq and is a predicted model, not a curated record.